Hirsutella rhossiliensis is the source of this 1674-nucleotide messenger RNA. RefSeq names its product AAA domain-containing protein. Lineage: Eukaryota; Fungi; Ascomycota; Sordariomycetes; Hypocreales; Ophiocordycipitaceae. The record is from RefSeq and is a predicted model, not a curated record. The transcript is spliced from 2 exons. Bases 1 to 1674 code for a protein of 557 amino acids.
AUGGACGUAACGGCGGCCGACGGCGACGCAGACACAGGCACGGCGGCGGGGAUGCUCGUGCGGCUCGGCCCGUCGAGCUCGUUCGUUGGCGCCGCCGGGGAGCUGGCGGGGCAGCUAACGCUCAACGAGAAGCAGGCCAUCGCCCUCCUAAUCGUGUGCCGGCAGCUCGACCGAAUCCGGCGUGGCGAUGACACAGGCGGCGAUGGCGGCGGCCAACUCUGCCUGUUCAUCGGCGGCGAGGGCGGUGCCGGCAAGUCGCGCAUCAUCGAGGCGCUCGCGGAGCUGCUCGCCCGGAGGGACCUAUCGAGCCGGGUACUGGUUACGGCGACGUCGGGGACGGCGGCAGCGCGGAUCAACGGCAUCACGCUGCACUCGGCCUGCGGCCUUACGGUCGGCCAGGGCGGCCGGGCGGGAGGGGCGACGAGGGACAUUGACGGCGUACGGCUGCCGGGCCAGGGCGAGCGCUUCGUCGACGGCCGGUCGCGGAUGGACUGGCAGGAGAAGGAGGUGCUGGUGAUCGACGAGGUCAGCAUGCUCGGGGCGCGGACGCUGCACGCCGCCAACGAGCAGCUCUGCCGGCUGCGGGGGGUCGGCGCGGGACUUCGGCGGCAUCCCGGUAGUGAUCCUCUGCGGCGACUUCCACCAGUUCCGGCCGGUGCAGGAACGGUCGAUCCUGCUGCCGAGCGCGGCGGUGGCGUGGGACGAGGACGGGGCGUUCGCGGCCGAGCAGCGGCGGCAGCACGACAAGGCGCACGCGCUGUGGCGGCGCUUCACGACGGUCGUCAUGCUGACGAGCAGAUGCGGGCCGCCGGCGACCCGGAGCUGCGGCGGCUGCUCGGGCGGAUCCGCCGGGGCGAGCAGGACCGGUCGGACCUAGAGCUGCUCAACUCGAGAUGCUACCGGCCGGGCAGGCGGAUCCCGUGGGAGACGGGCCUGACGGUGGUGACGCCGCUCAACCGGAACCGCUGGAACCUCAACCUAGAGGCGGCGCUCGCGUUCCGGGAGAGGCGGCGGACGGCGGCGCGCGUCUUCCUCUCCGAGCAUAAGUGGAGGGACGGCGUGCCGACGGAAGAGGAGGCGGUGCUAAUGCUAGGCCAGGGCGACGACAGCGCGACGCCGGUGCCGGCCGUCUUCCUCUUCGUGCCAGGCAUGCCGGUCGUCGUGAACCAGAACACGCACCAGGGGCUAAAGCUUGUGAACGGGGCCGGGUACACGGCGGUGGACGUCAUCCCCGACCGCGCCUUCCCCGGCCACCGCGUCUCGGCGGAGCUCAUCAUGCACUUCGGGCCGCCGGCGGGCAUCGUGCUGGCCUCGGAGACGACCAAGGACUUCCACUUCGUCGGGAUGCCUGCCGGGACGAUCCUGCUAACGCCCAUCAGCGUCAAGAUCACAGCGCAGCGGAAGCGGCCAUGGCAGCGCAACGACGUCAGCCGGAGGGGCCUGCCGUGCGCCGCGGCCUUCGCCUGCACCGACUAUAAGGUGCAGGGCGGGACGCUAGAGCGCGUGGCGCUGGAGCUGCGGGGGGCGAGGAUGACGACGGUCGAGGGAGGGCGAGGUGCGGAGCGGGACCUAGUGGGGAACCGGGUGCCUGAGGAGAUGACGGCAGCGCAGGCCCGGCUAGAGGAGCUUAGCAGGCAGACAACACAGGAGGCGGCCGACUGGCUCCGCAGGUAA